AUGGAGAACGCUGAGCAUCAUGACGGGACCGCCCAAGUGCAGAUCGACGAGGCCUACCUGCGUGCCGGAUGGUCUGUCAAGUUUUUCCGGGGCAUCCUGCUGCAGAUGAUCCUCUUUGGAGCGCUCUCGUUCGUUGGCCCCGCGAUAUCGGACGCCAUCUCCAACCUCGGCGGCGGCGGGCUGUCCAGCCCAUACCUGGCCAACCUGGCGACGUCGCUCAACUAUGCGGCGGGCUGCGUGGUGUCGCUGCUAGGCGGUCCGCUGAUCAACAAGCUCGGCAUCAAGUGGGCGUGCAUCAUCGCCGCCCUGGGCAUGCCACUGGCCGGGUCAGCGUUCUAUGUCAACGCCACCUCCGGCGUCAGCUGGUACCUUAUCCUGGCCAAGACGGUGAGCGGCAUCACCAACGGCUUCCUCUACGUUGCCGAGGCCACGGCCAUGCUGUCCUACCCCUACCCCAACGAUCGCGGCUUCUACCUGGGUGUCUGGUCCGCCAUGCGCAACUCGGGCAGCAUCAUCGGCGGUGGUAUCAACUUUGGCAACAACCACAACGUCUCGGUGGCCGGCGGCGUAGCCACGUCUACGUAUCUCAUCUUCUGUGGGAUCGAGUGCACGGGCAUCAUCUGGGCCUUCCUGCUUUCUCCCACGCGCAGGGUACGCCGCCGCGACGGCAGCAUGGUGCGUGUGCCGGAGCAGCUGAGCUGGAAGAGUGAGUUCGCGGCGCUGUGGCGGCACUUGCGGCGGCCCAAGAUGCAGCUCAUGUUUCUGCCGGCCUUCUACUCGUUCUUCCUGGGCGGCACCAUGGGCACCUACCUAUCGGUGCACUUUUCGGUGCGCGCCCGCGCCCUGUCGUCGCUGCUGCUUCCUUCCGUCACCGUCCCCACCGUCAUCAUCUACGGCAAGCUGCUCGACACGCGCCGCUGGUCGCAGCCAUUCCGCGCCUGGCUGGCCUUUGCCAUCUGGUUCGUCUGCCAGGCCGCCAGCUUCUGCUGGAUCGGUUACAACUACAGUGGCUUCGGCACCAACCGGCUCGCGCUGGACUACGGCCUUGACGGCUCCACCUGGGGCGUGGCGUACGGGCCCUACCUGCUCAUGUUCGUGACGAGUUACUGGGUCCAGGUCUCUAUGUACUGGAUCCUCGGCACCUUCACCACCGACGCUGCCAGCUCGGCCCGCACAGGCGGGCUGUUCCGCGGCUUUGAAACGCUCGGCCAGUGCGUCUCGUACGCCAUCAACUCCCAGAGCUACAUCGACAUCCGCAUCCCCUUCGCUGUCCACGCCGCCCUGCUGGCCGCCACCGUUCCCUGCAUGGUCCUCCUGAUCAGAAUGGUUCCCGAGAUGCCCGCCGACGUGGAUGUGGAUAUUGGUGAUUUGGUUGUACAGGGCGUGGCUGCUAAGCCCCAAGAAGCUGAGCAUAAAUAG
Microdochium trichocladiopsis is the source of this 1419-nucleotide messenger RNA. RefSeq lists its product as uncharacterized. Gene Ontology annotation, biological process: transmembrane transport. Bases 1 to 1419 code for a protein of 472 amino acids. The transcript is spliced from 4 exons. NCBI's taxonomy places the organism in Eukaryota, Fungi, Ascomycota, Sordariomycetes, Xylariales, Microdochiaceae. The record is from RefSeq and is a predicted model, not a curated record. Gene Ontology annotation, molecular function: transmembrane transporter activity.